AUGGCGUCAACAAGCCCGCGCAAGUCAAUUGAUAGCCUAGCCUCGGGCGUGUCAACUCCGUCUCUCUCUCAUUACUCUACUACUCAGCUGGAAUCUUCCCCACGUGUGCCUCCCCAGCGAUACCCCCUGAGAAGGGGAUCCACGGCGAGCUCGAUUGUGAGCAUUGGAGGGAUCCUGGAUACCUCGCAACACCAUGGUUCUAUUACAGAGUCUGGACAGAAUGCUAUCUCAACCCUUCUACAACCUCCAAUUGUCCGCACAGGCCUGACCCCUCAUACCGCCGUAUCGUCCACCGGAUAUAAGCCUCCUUCAUCCCGCGAUAUUCCCCCAGUAACCCUCACGAAUAUCGAGCAUGUAGAGCUUAAGGCCUUCCAACCGUACCUCUCGCAAGUCGGCUCGCUCUAUGAUGUGUUCCAACAACCAAAGGACGGCACAGGGGACAAGGCGGCCCAGAAAUCUCCCAAGCCUGAUGACAUGGAGUCUCUCAUGCCGUGGAGCCCUGAAAGAAGAGCCUCCUUUAUGUCAACCGGCUCCCGAUCAACAUCGCCGUAUGAGCCACGCGGUAGGCGCUCCUCUGGUAAUCGUGGUCGAGGCCCAGCUAUCACGCCCUUGUCUACGAUACCACCUGUAUAUUUUGAAGCGGACUUUCACCUAGAGAACCCUCGCACUUUUGAUGUGAUCUCAGAGAAAUCAGAGGUUGUUCGACCGCCACGACCCCCAACCAAAAACGAUAGAUAUCCAAAUGGAAAUGGAGAAGCCACGGAGCCAGCCCACACGGUAAGGAAAGCCUUGGCUACUAAUGCUAUCCUACAGGAGAAGCUUUCGUGGUAUAUGGAUACCGUGGAAAUUCACCUGAUUUCCUCAAUCUCAAAUGCCUCGAAAUCCUUCUUUACGGCCCUUGGUUCAUUGCGCGAGUUACACGCCGAAGCUGCCGAUUCAGUGAACCGAAUCCAAGUUUUGCGACGAGAUCUUCAGAAAAUAGAUAAAGAGAUGGCCCUUGGUGGCCUUAAAAUCGUCAAUCUCAGACGGCGGAGAGAGAACGUACGAAUGCUAGCCGCAGCCGUGGCUCAGCUUCGCGACGUGGUGGAAUCUGUUUCUCGAUGUGAGGAUUAUGUCGAACAGGGAGAUAUCGAGGUUGCCGCCGACGAGCUCGAAGAGGUUGAGAAGCUCAUGGCGGGAGAAAAAUUAUCAGAUCGGCCUGCCGAGGAAGAUGAAAAGGAUCUUCCACGGAAACCUGUUGACCUCCGAGGACUGAAGGCCCUUGAUGGCGCAUCUGAAGAUCUUGCUCUAUUGAGGCAACGUAUUGGAAUGGGCUAUGAAUCUCGUUUUUUGAACGACCUUCUAGGAGAUUUGCGGGAACACGUCCAGCAUGUGUCUUCCAGCGUGACAUUGCAGCGCUGGGGUGCUUCAUUCUUGCGACAGCGUGGCGGACAACGCCCUAUAUCUAUGGCCUCACCUGCAUAUAUGAACUUCAAUAAUGAGCUGCGAUCGAGAUUGCACGCUCAGCUCACUGGACUGGCGCGGGCUCGCUAUACGACGGCGGCGGCCACCUCAUUCAAGACCGCUGUUUUGCGAGAGAUGAAAGGGCUUAUCCGUAAGCACUUGCCUAGUUCCAGCGACGACGACAACGAAUCUAUGGUUUCUGUUUCCACGCAUGGCGACCGACAACGAAACCAGCAGGAAAAGUCAUCGAUUCUCGCUCGAAAUCUUCGCGCACUUGAUUCAGAGGAUGCCUACUCAAUGCUGGUAGGGGUCUACACGGGCAUUAGCGAGUGCUUACGCCGACUGAGUGUCCAAGUGAAGAUCCUCCUGGAUGUUGCCAGUGGUCUUGGUAGCGCUGGUGUCAAAUCACUCAAUAGGAGCCCAAAUCUGCAGAGCUCCGAGCAAAGUGCUAGGUCUUCUGAUAAUGGGCGAUCGGCAUCUGCCAUGGCGCAAGAUGAAAUUCUCCAAGUUUUGGACAUGUCGAGUCUGCUUGGCCAAGCAGUGGAUAUUGCCCAAUCUCAGAUCACCAAGGUCCUAAAGGUUCGCUCUGAGCAGACGUCUCAGCUCUCCAAAGAAGAAUUCUUAAAGUACUUUAUUCUCAACAGGCUAUUUGCCGACGAGUGUGAGGCUAUUUCUGGGCGAGGGGGCACUGCGCUGAAGACCAUUGUCGGAAACCAAAUUCGUGACUUUAUUACUCGAUUUGGUGAAACACAGCGCCAUCGAAUUGUCAAGGUCAUGGAUGCGGAUCGAUGGGAUGCGCGAGAUUUCGGAGAGGCUGAAGUGACGAUCAUGACCCGGAUUCUUGACGCGAGCACCAAAGAUAUUGAGGCUUGGGUCGAAGUGUCGAAGAUCUGGGUCCCGCAAAGCGAAGAUACCCACCAAACAGCCGCACACGCAGAGAGCAGCGUCAAUGGAUCUGGCAAGGACAAAUUGCGUAGUGCAGUGGUUGACGAACAGAGAUACAUCCUUCCUGACUCGGCAGUGGCCAUCAUGCGCACCAUCGAAGAAUUUGAGUUCCUCAUGGCCAAUAUCCCGAGCAUGAUCCAGGAUAUUGUCCCGCAGCUUCUCGAAAUUCUGAAAUUGUUCAAUUCACGUUCGUCCCAACUUAUUCUCGGUGCGGGUGCGACCCGGAGCGCAGGGCUCAAGAACAUCACAACGAAGCACCUCGCACUUUCAUCGCAGGCUCUGAGCUUUGUCAUUGCACUUGUACCAUAUGUACGAGAAUUUGUCCGACGCCAUGGCCAAACAAACCAGGUGAUGAUGGAGUUUGACAAGGUUAAGCGCCUGUGUCAAGAGCACCAGACUGGGAUCCAUGAGAAGCUGGUCGAUAUUAUGAGCUCGCGGUCGACCAUCCAGGUUAAUUCCAUGAAAAAGAUCGACUGGGAUACUGCGGGGUCAUCUACAGUCGCCCAUCCUUACAUGGAAACGUUGGCAAAAGAAACGGGCACCCUUCACCGUGUUCUCAGUAAACACCUGCCGGAUACGACUGUCACUAUGAUUAUGGGUCCUAUUUUCAAGAAUUAUCGCGACCAGUGGACUGCUGCGUUUGAUGGAGCCCAUGUCGAGUCAGAGGCUGGAAAGAAGAGAAUGGAAGCCGAUGUUGAACACUUCCGAGCGCGGCUCAGCAAGAUCGAGGGCGCAAGUGCCCUGGGAGAUACGCUGCUUGAAAUCGUGAAAAAAAAGCCCAUCUCGGAACCCACUGCUUCUACUUCCGACCCUAACCAGCCUGUCAACGACAAGCAAGAUUCCGAGAAGGCGACUGAUUCCUCCGACUCCUAA
Penicillium macrosclerotiorum is the source of this 3261-nucleotide messenger RNA. Its product is annotated as vacuolar protein sorting-associated protein 54. Gene Ontology annotation, cellular component: GARP complex. The coding region runs from base 1 to 3261 and encodes 1086 amino acids. The record is from RefSeq and is a predicted model, not a curated record. NCBI's taxonomy places the organism in Eukaryota, Fungi, Ascomycota, Eurotiomycetes, Eurotiales, Aspergillaceae. Gene Ontology annotation, biological process: Golgi to vacuole transport; retrograde transport, endosome to Golgi. Gene Ontology annotation, molecular function: syntaxin binding. The transcript has 3 exons.